AUGUCUCCUCCAUCCGCAGCAGCGAGACUGUUCAAGAAGAAAUUCGACGACGUACAAGCGCUCUUCGACAGCGGCGAUAUAGCUGGCUGCAUAUCAGCAGCUAAGGAAAACGUAUGCGACACAACUCUUCCGGUGUUCUACUUUAUUAGAUACUGCAUACUUCUUGCGCGCGCUGUGGAUAACUGGGACGAAGGCAAUGAAUGGAAGCUCGCCGCGGUAAUAUCUCCAGUGUACAGACUAGAUGCGAGACAUACGCUGACUUCGACCGUGGCAAUUCAGGAGCGCGCCUGCAGUAGAGCGUUCCUACGAGCAAGGGAAACAAACGAUACGAACUCGCUCUUCUUCCUACAAGGUCUCCGUGGAAAGAUUGACGAGUUGGCUAGGCAGCGAGACCGGGAUCUCCAGGAACACAUGCUCGAACAAAAGGGAGAGGACAAUGAGGACGAGACGGACUCGGAAGCAGAUGGAGUUGAGCUAGACGACAGCGAGGAGGAGGCAGAGAUGGAAGCCGAGGGCGUUAAGUUAGGCGAGGGUAACGCGCUGAUUGUAGAUGGUGGGGACACUCAACUUCUUCCGAUCCGCGGAAACCAAGCAUCCACGGCAAGCCCCGUUCCAGUCAUCGAGGCACUUGUUAUGGGCGCUGUGCCAGUAGGAGAAGAUAAGGAAGAUAACGAGGGCCGAGAAGAAGUCACUGCCGGCGACGAGGAAGGUGAAGAAGGGGGUGCGGGAAAGAUGCCAGGAGGCGGAGAGCCAGCAAGCACUGGCGAUGAUGGCCAACUGCAAGGAAGGGCGGGAGUUGAUCGAGAGGACGAGCGUUCUGCCGGUAUCGCAGCGGUCAGAUUCCUUUUCGAUUGCCAGUCGUAUAUGCCAGAGCAUAUGCGAGUUGAGUUCAACCAGGCGAUCCAGACAUUUCAGGAACUUGAAGUUGAAAUGCGCAGCAUCGUCAGCACAGCUUCCGCAGCUCCUACAAGCUCUACGGCUGCAUCGCGCAUCAACCUUCUCGAGCAGUUCAGAGUUGCCAUGGUCGACUGGUUCCAGUCCAAGGAAACAUCAUCCUUUACGGCUGAUGAACUAGUCGCUACUACGCUAGACGAGUGGCAAGGAUUCAAUCCGGAUAUUCAAGCUGCCUUUGGCCGAAAUGAAAUCGUCUCCUUCUGCCGGGAGCUCGACGGCAAAGAUGGUUUCAGAUACUACAAGUUUGGGGUGCUCAGUUACAAGCCCUAA
Alternaria ventricosa is the source of this 1224-nucleotide messenger RNA. RefSeq lists its product as uncharacterized. NCBI's taxonomy places the organism in Eukaryota, Fungi, Ascomycota, Dothideomycetes, Pleosporales, Pleosporaceae. The coding region runs from base 1 to 1224 and encodes 407 amino acids. The record is from RefSeq and is a predicted model, not a curated record. The transcript is spliced from 3 exons.